AGACAGAAAUGGGAGGGGAUGCUGUGGGAGCCCAGAACUGGGACCCUCAGCCAUGGGAUCCCCUGGAACUGGGAUGGAUCCCUUGACACUGGGAUGGAUCCCUUGGCACUGGGAUGGAUCCCCUGGAACUGGGAUGGAUCCUUUGACACUGGGAUGGAUCUCUUGGCACUGGGAUGGAUCCUUUGACACUGGGAUGGAUCUCUUGGCACUGGGAUGGAUCCCUUGACACUGGGACGGAUCCCUUGACACUGGGAUGGACCUCCCGGCACUGGGAUCUCCCAAGCACUGAGGGCGCUCCCUGCCGCCCGCCUGUCGCGGGCGCUGUCGCGGGCGAUGUCGCGACAGGCGACAAUGGCGCCGCGCCCCUCCCGCCCACACCCAAGAUGGCCGCCUCGCCUUCCUGACGUCACUUCCGGCAAGCCUCCUGCGAGCGACGCGGUGACGUCACGGGCGUGCGUCGCCGCGCGCGGGAGCGGGAGAAGAUGGCGGCGGGGCCGAUCUCGGAGAGGAACCAGGAUGCCACGGUGUACGUGGGGGGCCUGGACGAGAAGGUCAGCGAGCCCCUGCUCUGGGAGCUCUUCCUGCAGGCCGGGCCCGUGGUCAACACGCACAUGCCCAAGGACCGGGUCACGGGCCAGCACCAGGGGUACGGCUUCGUGGAGUUCCUGAGCGAGGAGGACGCCGACUACGCCAUCAAGAUCAUGAACAUGAUCAAGCUGUACGGGAAGCCCAUCCGGGUGAACAAGGCCUCGGCCCACAACAAGAACCUGGACGUGGGCGCCAACAUCUUCAUCGGCAACCUGGACCCCGAGAUCGACGAGAAGCUGCUCUACGACACCUUCAGCGCCUUCGGGGUCAUCCUGCAGACCCCCAAGAUCAUGCGGGACCCCGACACGGGCAACUCCAAGGGCUACGCCUUCAUCAACUUCGCCAGCUUCGACGCGUCGGACGCGGCCAUCGAGGCCAUGAACGGGCAGUACCUGUGCAACCGGCCCAUCACCGUGUCCUACGCCUUCAAGAAGGACUCCAAGGGCGAGCGGCACGGCUCGGCGGCCGAGCGGCUGCUGGCGGCGCAGAACCCACUCUCGCAGGCCGACCGCCCCCACCAGCUCUUCGCCGACGCCCCCCCGCCCGCCUCGGUGCCGCCCGUCGUCACCAGCGUGGGGCCUGGCAGGUCACCCCCAGGCCUGCCUCCCCCCGGCUCGUUCCCGCCGCCGGUGCCGCCGCCCGGGGCGCUGCCCCCCGGGAUGCCCCCGGCCAUCCCCCCGCCGAUGCCGCCGGCGCCGGAGCCCGGGCCCCCCGGGGCUGCCCCUGCAGGGGGGCACCCCCCACACCCACACCCCUUCCCGCCCGGCGGGAUGCACCACCCAGGAAUGCCACCGAUGCAGGUGCACCACGGACCGCCCGGGAUGGGCCAGCACCACCCGGGCCCCCCGGGCUCUGGAGGGCAGCCACCCCCGGCCCCCGGGAAUGCCCCACCGGGACCCCCAAUGGGGCUCCCACGGGGGCCGCACUUCGGAUCACCCAUGGGUCACCCUGGGCCGCUGCCGCACCACGGGCUCCGCGGCCCCCCGCUGAUGCCGCCCCACGGCUACAACGGGCCCCCGCCCCCCUACGGAUACCAGAGGGUCCCGCUGCCCCCACGGCCGGCACAGAGACCCCCCGGGGUGCCCCCCCGCGGGCCCCUGCGGGGACCCCUGCCCUGAGAGGGGGGGGGCAGCCCCCCCACCCCGCUCGGGACCCUCUGCUCUCCACCCUCGGCCUUCCCGGGCCCCUCGGACCAACAUUCCCUCUCCUGGGGGGCACUGGGGGUGUCCCUGCCCUCUGUCCUUGCCCCCCACACUCUCCCCUCCCGUUUGUUUCCCUAGUGUGUCGGUUUUCCUCGCUCUCCCUACACCUCCUCCCGGUUCUCUCUCCCUGGCAGCUUUUCCGAGCCCCUUUUUUACCAGAUUUGCGUGUUUUGUAGGGAAAGCGGUGCCCGCCCGCUGGCAAAUAAAGGAUUUGGGAACCAA
Messenger RNA from Myiozetetes cayanensis, 2012 nucleotides. RefSeq names its product splicing factor 3b subunit 4 (gene SF3B4). Lineage: Eukaryota; Metazoa; Chordata; Aves; Passeriformes; Tyrannidae. Gene Ontology annotation, cellular component: U12-type spliceosomal complex; nucleolus. Gene Ontology annotation, molecular function: RNA binding. The record is from RefSeq and is a predicted model, not a curated record. Gene Ontology annotation, biological process: positive regulation of mRNA splicing, via spliceosome.